AUGAUGGAUGUGAUGACCCAAAUGAAACCGGGUUUAGUUGUAAUCAUGACACUAGGAGGAGAAGGGGCGUUCAUUGGUAGAGGAACCGAAAGGAAACGAGUUUCCUGUCCGAAGGUGGAGGUAGUGGAUACUGUGGGUGCUGGAGAUUGCUUUGUUGGGACGUUUGCAUACCAGCUGGGGCACUUGCUUGAGAAGAAGACGUUUGCAGAGUGCUCGAUGGACGAACUGGCUGAAAUGGUUCGCGCUGGAUGUGCAGCAAGCUCGUAUAGUGUUCAGUUUAGGGGAGGAUGCGAAAAGUAUCCUGAGAAACUCAUGUGUUGUGUUUGUUGCCACACAAGAAACACUGAUAUUUGUAUAUUGGAUCAAGUACCCUACAAAAGAGUAUCAACAAUAUCCUGA
Molecule: messenger RNA, 399 nt
Organism: Blastocystis hominis
Lineage: Eukaryota; Bigyra; Opalinata; Blastocystidae
Exons: 2
Coding region: 1-399 (132 amino acids)
Source: RefSeq, a predicted model, not a curated record